Messenger RNA from Epinephelus moara (kelp grouper), 2824 nucleotides. Its product is annotated as protein-glutamine gamma-glutamyltransferase K-like. Gene Ontology annotation, molecular function: protein-glutamine gamma-glutamyltransferase activity. The record is from RefSeq and is a predicted model, not a curated record. Gene Ontology annotation, biological process: peptide cross-linking. Bases 74 to 2440 code for a protein of 788 amino acids. The transcript has 14 exons. Lineage: Eukaryota; Metazoa; Chordata; Actinopteri; Perciformes; Serranidae.
CAAAGACACAGCGAAGAAAGAAGAUUUCUUCCUCCAGUCUGCGUUGUGUCAUUUCUUCUGCCGUUGAACUGAGAUGCCUGUAGAGACGCGAUCAAUCAGAGACAGAUCUGCAGUGGGUCGGUUUCCAGCUGUCACUCUGGGAUUUGGGGAUGACUCAGAGGAAGAGAAGGAAGAGCCGGAGGUCAUCUAUGAUGAGAAAGAAAAUGCAUGUCGGAGGUGGCUGCGUAAGGUCUGCCCAUGCUGCUGUCCCAAGCCAAAUAACGAUGAUGUAACAGACACUUUGAUGACAGGGCUUGAUGAGCUGGAUAAAGACGAAGGGAUAAAUGGCGAAAAGCCUGAGACCGGUGCCAGCGAGCUCGAUGAGCUCCUCCUGAAAGUGCGAUCAAUAGACCUGAUGAAAAGCAAAUCAGGGGAGAACCGCACAGAGCACCACACAGACCUCUACCAAAGUGAUGACUUGAUUAUACGCAGAGGGCAGAAUUUCCAGAUGUGGAUUACACUCUCUCGACCUUUUAACCCCGAAACUGACAAACUUCACCUUGAGCUGAAAACAGGGCCGCUGCCAACAGUGUCAAAGGGAACCCAUGUCAUCAUCCCACUGGUGGAGGACUUAAUGGAUGAAGGUUGGGAGGCUGCUGUUGUGAAACAGGAUGACAAAAGGAUUAAGCUGUCAGUGCGUUCUGCCCCGACGGCGGUCAUUGGCCGAUAUCAGCUCAUAGUGGAAACAAACACUGCACACGGCCAGGCUGUCUCCACACAUGAUCCUGCUAAUGACAUCUACAUGUUGUUCAACCCCUGGUGUGAAGAUGACUCAGUGUUCAUGGAUUCUGAAGAUGAGAGGCAGGAAUAUGUCAUGAAUGAUAUCGGACGAAUCUACUACGGCACACAGGAUCAAAUUGGAGUGCGGACAUGGAACUAUGGACAGUUUGAUGACGGGAUUCUUGCUGUCUGUGUGUUCGUCCUGGAAAAGAGUGGAACUCCUCCGUCUGGUUGGGGAGACCCGGUUAAUGUGGUGCGAGUCAUCUCAGCCAUGAUCAACUCCCUUGAUGACCGUGGUGUAGUUCAGGGAGACUGGUCAGGAGACUAUUCAGCUGGAACUAGUCCACACAUUUGGAGCGGAAGUGUGGAAAUCCUGAAGGAAUACCAUAAAAACACAGGACACCCCGUUAAGUACGGCCAGUGCUGGGUCUUUGCUGGCGUAUUUACCACAGUUUUACGGUGUUUAGGCAUUCCCAGUCGAACUGUGACCAACUACAGCUCGGCUCACGACACAGACGUCUCCUUGACGACAGAUGUUUACCUGGAUGAGAACCUGGAGCCUAUAGAUCACCUCAAUUCUGACUCUAUCUGGAAUUUCCAUGUGUGGAACGACUGCUGGAUGGCUCGUCCUGACUUGCCCCCAGGCAACGGAGGCUGGCAAGCUGUCGACGCCACACCUCAAGAGACCAGUCAGGGCACCUUCCGCUGUGGCCCUGCUUCUCUGGCUGCUGUUCGAAAUGGCCAGGUCUACCUCAAACAUGACACCCCGUUUGUGUUUGCAGAGGUGAACAGUGAUAAAAUAUACUGGCAGAGGAACAUAGAUGGGACCUUCAGUCAAAUCUACAGUGAGAAAAAGACGGUGGGCCACUACAUCAGCACGAAGGCUGUCGGCUCUGACGAACGCAACGAUAUCACACACCUUUACAAACACCCUGAAGGCUCAGAGGAGGAGCGCAUUGCUGUGGAAACAGCAUGUAGCUAUGGCUCCAAAGCAGAGGCCUACUCCUCUCCCACAGCAGAGGAUGUCUCUAUAGAAGUGACCAUGGAAGGUGAAGGUCCUACAAUGGGGAAAGAUGCAGAACUGACCAUCAUUUUGCGAAAUAGCAGCUCAGAGGAACGCAAGCUCGUCCUGCACAGCCAGGUGGCAGUCAUGUACUACACCGGUGUCCACAAAGCCACAGUCAGAAAGGACAAGACGGACCUGGACCUGCUGCCCAACGAGGAAAAUAAUUUGGAGUGGACUCUGGAGUACCAAGACUACAAGGACCAACUGGUCGACCAGGCCGCUCUGAUGCUGACACUGUCAGGCAGGGUCAAAGAAACACAGCAGGUCGUGGCCACUCAGUUCAGUUUCCGGCUCAGGACACCACAACUAGACAUAAAGCCGAUCGGGAAGGCUGUGGUAGGAGAGAAGAUGGCAGUAGAGAUUUUAUUUACCAACCCACUGCCACAGGUGCUAAAAGCUGUGAUAUUCCACGUGGAAGGACUGGGCCUCCUAACUGCUCGAAAGAUUCAUUAUGGAGAUAUUGGCAGUCGUGCCUCGGUGUCUCUGACUGAGCACCUCGUCCCCACCCUGCCUGGUCCAAGGAAAUUACUGGCUUCAUUGGACUGCAAGCAGCUCACACAGGUUCACGGUGUUACCGAAAUCAUUGUGGAGGAGAAAAGCAAUGGUGCUCUAUAACCACUGAAAAUGGAGACACUUUGACACUAAAUCUUUCUUAGGUCUUUUUCAUCUAAACUAUAUGGAAAACUACAGUAUACAUUGACAAAAGUGUGACACUAUAGAGCUGCUUUAUUCUGCAAGAGAAUUUCAAAAUGAUCAAUGGCCAAAGAGAGAUAACUAACUAUGAAAGAGAUAAGAAAAAUGGGGUGUUUGUGGGACGGAGCUUUUUAUAUUCUAUGAAAACUAGUAUUAUCAUAACUUACACCAAGCUGAUUACAUUUAAUGUAAUCCCACAGGUUGGACAGUGUGGCAGCUUGAAUGAAAGAUGUGUGCUUCUGCAAAACAGGCUGUACAUUAAGAUAAUGUUCUGUGUUUAUAUAUGCAAUAUAUUUAUUUUGUCAA